Molecule: messenger RNA, 5847 nt
Organism: Mercenaria mercenaria
Lineage: Eukaryota; Metazoa; Mollusca; Bivalvia; Venerida; Veneridae
Product: solute carrier organic anion transporter family member 2A1-like
Exons: 9
Coding region: 327-2285 (652 amino acids)
Biological process (GO): transmembrane transport; sodium-independent organic anion transport
Cellular component (GO): membrane
Molecular function (GO): protein binding
Source: RefSeq, a predicted model, not a curated record
GAUAAAUAGACAUGUGACACAACAGGUUUAAUAUUUGGGUAAUAUCAUGUUUAAAAAAAAUGUGUGUCACCGAAAAUGAAAAGGUUGUAUACUAUACAUUUGUUUCAACUGAAUGCUGGAGUUUAUCACUUUAAACAAUGCUUCCGUAGCGGAUAGAAGUAGUAUUUGUUAAAAGAAAGUUAAACUUGUUUGAAAUAGAUAGGACAAAAUACUAAUAAGGGUAGCAUUUAGUAUCACAUAUUGUUAAGUAGUGUGUAUACGCUGUUCAGUGCAUUUGUACUUAAGUUUCGUAAAGCAGUACCGUAUAAGCAGGAACGGUCGGGACGAUGUCGUUUGGGAAGCAGCCGGAAUGCGGAAUCGGUGCGUGUAAACCGAAAGGUAUGCGGAAAUUCGCAACAGUGAACUGGUUCACUGGUAUAUACAGUGUUACAGGACUGCUGACGGCAUCAUUGUCUAUGUACAUAGUAUCACAAGUAUCAACUAUAGAGAAACAGUUUGGCUUGAGCAGCACUAAAACAGGUUACUUAAUGGCAUGCAAUGACAUUGGUUAUUCCGUAUGCAUACUUAUUGCAAGUUAUUUUGCAAAUCGGGUGCAUAUUCCACGAAUGUUGUGCAUGUCUACAAUCCUGUAUGGUCUCUCAGGGAUACUUUGUUCCGUACCACAUUUCUUAUUCAAACCAGCUCCACUUUCUACUGAUAUAGAUGGUAUUCAAAUAAAAAUCAAUUUGCCAAGUCUGAACCUAUGUAAGAAUUCUUCAGAGUUUGAAACUCCCGCCAUACAGAGGACCAGUAAUAUGUCAGUGUUGUUAGAGAGCGCAGAGAUCGAGGCAGACAACACGGCUAGAGAUGUGACAAUGGCUUUAAUUGCUAUCGGCAUGAUUAUCCAAGGUAUCGGCAAGGCACCUAGAUACCCUAUGCUCGGUCAGUUUCUAGAUGACAAUACGAAGGAGAAUGAAACAGGGUAUUAUUUAGGAAUAAUAACCAGCGUAGCUAUAUUCGGGCCGGCAAUCGCGUACGGACUUGGAGGCUUUUUCAGCCAGCUUUAUGUCACUUUAGAAGAUGUUGAUUUGCACCCGCAUGAUCCGCGUUGGUUGGGCGCUUGGUGGCUCGGAUUUCUUGCGUUUGGCGUUGCUGCUGUCUUAUGUGCGUUGCCGUUAUUUUUCUUUCCAUCAAGUCUUAAACCAUCGACAAUAGCUAAAAGCAGGACUCCUGGGAAUUCGUCUAAAUCAGGAAAAAUCUUCGGAUCAUUUUGCCGGGAAAUUUUAGGGGUGUUCAAGAGUAUUUUCAAAGUACUGAGUGUCCCAGCGUACACAAUAAUGCUAAUAGCAACUUUUUGCAACGUACUUGGAGUCAGUUCAGUGUUUUCGUUUGGUCCCAAAUACAUGGAGAACAUGUACAACAUUCCCGCUUGGAAAGCAAACAUCAUUCUCGCUGGUCUUGGAAUUCCCUCUGUGUGCCUUGGCACAUUCGUCGGCGGGGUAGCCACAAAGAAACUAAAGUUGAAUCCACUGAAGUGCAUAAUGCUCAUAUUAUCAACACAGAUACCGACAUUUGGGAUACAACUCAUAACCAUGUUUCUUGGCUGUGAUAAUCCUAAAAUAAACGACUGGCCGGACACAACGUCUACAGACUUACCCAGUGCAUGUUCAAGUGACUGUGCCUGUGGGAAUACAUUUCUACCCGUAUGUGAUUCAGAAGGAAUAAAUUAUUUUUCACCUUGCCACGCAGGAUGUUCUCAGGGAUCUCUUAUGAAAUUUACCAACUGUACAUGUGUACCAAAUGGUGAAGUAACGACAGGACUAUGUCAGUUUGACUGCGAUAUGCUAUGGCCGUUUAUGAUCGUGUCUUUUAUUGGAAGUUUCCUUUCUUCUUGUCUUAUGAUGCCAACAUUUGUCUUUAUUAUUAAAGUUGUACCAAAUGAAAUAAAGUCGAUGGCCAUUGGUCUGUCUGCUCUUUCGAUGUCGUUAUUUGCAUGGUUGCCUGGGCCGGUUAUUGGCGGGAAAUUAGUUGACCAUGCGUGUUUGCUAUGGUCAAACGGAGAUUCCGGUUCGUGCACUUUCUACAAUUUAGACACACUCCGCUAUAACGUGUUUGGGUGGUCCGUGGCCUGCAGAACUGUCGCAAUCUUAGUUCUUGUGCUGUUGUUACGCAUUACGUGGAAUAUGAGAGAAUGGCCAAAUAACGACGAUAAACAGUCUUUAGAUUUUAUUGUUGAAUCAAAACAUAAAAUGAAACCAGGAGCGUUGAUUGACAAAACGUCUUAUCAAGUGAAGUCAUCUGUGUAAUGUGUGAUAACCGUCCGACUUUACUUGUUUUGCUCAAAGCUGACCUAUUGACAUACAUGGUAAAUAGGUUUUUUUUUGCCGUAAGACGUUAUAAGACAUUGGAAGAGAAAAAUACACUUCCAGCGACAGUGACAAAAACAGAAAUGGCACAUUGUUGAACCAUUAUAAACAGUUUAUAUCAGGCAUUAAAUGCUUACAAUUUCCUUAGUUAUUAAUACAUGUACAAAACUUAAUUGUUAUUUCAAAUUAAUGAACUGUUCUUGAUAUUCUUGCCACAUGUAUUUAAGCGAGAUUCACCUAUAACAUUAUAAACAUGUACUGAGUUUUAUCAACUAUUACAAAUAACAGUUCACCAGAGGACAUCAUGGGGGAGCUAAAGACGGAAAAUGACUCAAAUUGAAGUAUUUAAAUCCAUUUUUCAAUUUUGUAGUGCUUUUAUACAAUACUGUCACAUCCAGAAGUCUCUGCAAUACCGGAGUGAUGCAAUCUAAAUCACUUGUUCACAGUGCCUUGAAAUGGUAAGGUCUGUCGAUUCAUCAAUGGUGUAUUAGAAGCAAUUGAAAGUAGUUUUGAAAAAUAGUAUUAGUACAUUUUGCAAAAAUAUAUAUACAUUUUUUACAAUUUUCAUUCUUUUCAAACCAUGUAAUCGUGAAAAUCACGCAAUUCAUGAAUAUUAUGCAAUCCUAAGUUAUGAUUCACAUCAUAAAUUGUAGAUUCAGGUUGUUUCUGCAUUUUUUUUGAAUGAAGAUUUAAGUUUUUUUUUAAGUUAAAGGAAAUAUAUUUAUAAAUACUCUGAAUAUUGAUUGGUUUGUUAUCGAGUAUUUCUUUAAAUAUUGAUUGAAUGUAUAAUUAAAACAAAAAAAUCAAAAUUUAAACCAUUUUAGAGCUAUUCCUGGAACUGUACGUUCAGAGUGACAACGCAUUUCAAUAUGUCUCUUUGUAAACAAUGUCAAAGUUUUACCUGUCAGUGGGUGAAAUUGUUGUAAAAGGAGAAAUGCUAGACGUAAAGCACCUGGCCAUAAAACCAAUCCUCUCUAAUAGCACUUUCUGAAAAAAAUACAAUAUCUCUUACCUCUGUCAAAUGCGAUUCUGAAGCGGACAGCUUUCAUACCUGCUAAUAAUCAGCAUGUCAUUAGCAAUCAUUGCAAAUAUAUUAAUGAUGUAAUGUAACCUUUGGCCGACUGCCCCAAAACUUCAAUUCUUUUAUGACUUGGUGAGUAUUCAAUUUUCACUUAUUAUAAAAGAUCCUAGUAAGUAUAAAUAAAACACAAUUUAAAUUUGAAAUAUAUAGAAAAUGUAUAUAUCAAAAUACUGUCAAUUUAAGAAAGGGAAGAGAUUGGAAAUUGAAAAAAAUCUUCAAGAUUCCUUCAAAUAAUUUUUGUGAGUGAAUAAUUUAUUCAAUAUACCUCCCAAGAUAUUUUACUUAUGUGAGAUGGUAGAUUAAUAUCUGCAAUAAAUCACAAAAUGAUUUCCUAUCUACAGUCCCUAUAUCUACAUACAGAUUCAUGUUAAUUAGACUGUAGUGGUCCCUGAGAAUGACAUGGUGCAAUGUAUAACCCCUAAUAUUGCACAUGAAUUUAUAUAGUUAGAGCCAUAAAGGGAGGUAAUAAAAAUAAUAGAUUCAAUAAAACGUUCUAGUAUAUUCAGCAAUAUUCAAACCUUUGACAAAUGUUAAAGUAAGAAAUUUGAAUCAGUUCAACUAAUCUUGUUGCCGGUCAGUUUGGGGUGACUAUUGACACGUGGUACUAAUCGCCCUUCGUGAUGAUAUAUGGUUAUAUAACCUCGGAAUCGCAUUUUAUAAGUCUGUUGAGAUGAGCCUAGAGAGACAAUGGUUUUCUGAGAAAAUAUCUUUGUCGGUAUGAAGAAAGAAAUUAAUAUUAUUACAGAUAAGUUGAUCUCAACAGACUUUGUAAGUCUAGAGAAAUGUCUGCAUUUUCACUUUUACGUCCUGUAGAAAGCAAAGGACUUGCAACUUCAAACAUCCAUAAUAAUAUAUUACGACUAAAACUAUCUUAAGUAAGGGGGUAUGAAAUUGACUUUUUUUGGGAGUAAAUUUCAUCUAAUCAGGACCCAAAAUACUAUUUUAUAGGAUCACUGCCAAAUUCUCGAAAUUAAAUACUUACUCAUAGCUGCAACAAGUUUUUAGAACAUUCGAAGUGUUUUGGUCUAAAAUUGUGUAAAACAGCACAGGCUGCCACCUGCCAUCCAUGAAGGGAUUUUGAAAUACCUUGGCACAAAUGUUCCCCAUAAUGAGACGACGUGUCAUGCGCAAGACCUAGACCUCUACCUCCAAGGUCAAGGACAAACUAGAGGUCAAAGGUUAACAGGGUCUGUUUCUUGUCCGGCCCAUAAUUCUGCCAUUCAUCAAGGGAUUUUUUAAUUACUUGGCAUAAAUUUUCCCUAUAAUACGUUGAUGUGUCAUGCAGAUUACCAAGAUCCCUAGCUGCAAGGUCAAGGCCACACUUAGAGGAUAAACGUCAACAUGGUCUUUUUCUUGUCCGGUUAAUAACUCUGCCAUUCAUCAAGGAAUUUUAAAAUUACUUGUCACAAAUGUUCACUAUAAUAAGUUAAUAUGCACGCGCAAGACCUAGAGCCCUAGUUCCAAGGUAAGGUCACACUCAAAGGUCAAAUGUUAACAGGGUCUGAUUCUUAUCCGGUCCAUAACUCUACCAUUCAUCAAGAGAUUUUAAAAUUACUUGGCACAAAUGUUCCCAUAAUAAGUUGAUGUGUCACACAUAGGACCCGAAACCCUAGCUCCUAGGUCAAAGUCACACUUAGAGGUCAACUGUUAGCAUGUGCUGUUUCUUGUCCGGCCCAUAACUCUUCCAUUCAUCAAGGAAUUUUAAGAUCACUAGGCGCAAAUAUCUCCAUAAUGAAACAAUUUGUCAUUUGUAAGAAUCAAGCCCAUGUCUCAGAGGUCAAGGUCUUUCUUAGAGGUCAAAGAUAAUAGGUAAUUUCUGUACUAGUCAGUAAAUUUACUUUGCGUGGAUGGAUCUUUACGUAACUAAAAAUCAUCAUAACAAAUUGAUUUGUUUCACGUAAGUCUCAGACCUCUUACUUAAGGUCAGUGUCACCUUUGGAGAUUUUGGUAUAUUUUUGUCCGGUCUGUAACUUUUUAUGCAUGAGUGUGUCUUUAAUUAACUUGACAAUUAUAAAUAUUCACCAUUUAAAGACAUUGAUGCAUGAGCAAAUGUCAAGGUCACGGGCACCAAAGUUAACUUUCUUGUUUUGAUUGUACAUGAAAUUACUUCCCUUUUAUAUGAUAAAGUGCAGUAUAUGUGUUUUUAUUUCAAUUUUCUCACUAAUUCAAAAAUGAAAAUAUGUUUGAAGUAAGAUGAUUGGUAUUGAUAGAUAUAAAAAAAAACUAUUAACAUCUGUAGACUUUCAGAAUGCAAAGCCAGGCACAAGUUAGAUCUUUAUGGUAUAUAUGGUAAAUACAGCAUUAUUAUAUACAGCAUUAUUAUGGCUGCAAUACAUUAGGUUGAUAUUUAGUGCAGCAGUGCAUUGACCAACACUAGAAUUAACUUUUUUCUGGUGUAUAAUUGAAAGUUUCUCUUGUACC